AUGGCACCCGUAUACGUGCUUGACCCGUUUUACCUUGGAAUUACCGCGCUGUUCACCACUGGGUACCAGCUUUUAGGAUUCGCUAUUGCCUGGACUUUCCAGUUCGACAAGAUUACGGAUUUUACGGGAGGUUCCAACUUCUUCCUCCUAGGCGAGUCUCAGUCGCUGUUCACAAUGAUGAUGUGCAAUAUGUUCACUAUACGGAACAUCGUCGCCAGCAUUUUUGUGAUGGUCUGGGCUAUAAGGAUCGCCGGUUUCUUGCUGUACCGAGUCCUGAAGACGGGUAGUGAUACUCGCUUUGACGACAUUCGAUCUCACUUCUUUAAGUUUCUCGCCUUUUGGAUCGGUCAAAUCGUUUGGGUAUGGACCGUGUCCUUGCCACUGACCAUCCUCAACUCCCCCGCCAUAUCUGACUAUUAUGACGGCGGGGGCGAUGAUCCUGCUUUCGGAACUGGUCGUGACAUUGCGGGGAUUGUCCUCUGGGCAAUUGGCCUGCUGAUUGAAACCACGGCAGAUAUUCAAAAGUUUAGGUACAAGAUGUCUAGCUCUUCGCCUAAAGAUAGGCCGAUCUCGACAGGGUUGUGGGGUUGGUCUCGACACCCUCCCUACUUCGGAGAAAUGUUAUGCUGGUGGGGUAUUUGGAUCCUUUGCUUGUCGCCCACCACCAAUGGCGACUUGUCCUCUUCGAGGCGAGCUGCUCAAUAUGGUGCCGUCGUGUCUCCUCUAUUCACAUUCUUAUUAUUGAUGUUCGCAUCUGGCGUACCCACUGCCGAGAAGCCUCAGGCCAAAAAAUACUAUCUCCUCGCCAAUGGACCAGAUGCUGAUGGUUCUCACUCGAACGCAUGGAGGCACUACAAACGAUACGUGGACCAAACAUCCAUUCUGAUCCCGAUGCCACCUGUGAUCUACAAGCGCCUUCCCAAGUGGACUAAGCAGACGGUAUUCUUGGAUCUUCCGAUGUACCACUUUGACGAACAGGUGGAUGGCAAGGCUGCCAUAGAUGGAGCGAAGGCGAAGCCGUAG
Molecule: messenger RNA, 1023 nt
Organism: Pleurotus ostreatus (oyster mushroom)
Lineage: Eukaryota; Fungi; Basidiomycota; Agaricomycetes; Agaricales; Pleurotaceae
Exons: 10
Coding region: 1-1023 (340 amino acids)
Biological process (GO): lipid metabolic process
Cellular component (GO): membrane
Molecular function (GO): oxidoreductase activity, acting on the CH-CH group of donors
Source: RefSeq, a predicted model, not a curated record